This is a messenger RNA of Pteronotus mesoamericanus, 4387 nucleotides long. RefSeq names its product trafficking kinesin protein 2 (gene TRAK2). Bases 419 to 3166 code for a protein of 915 amino acids. Gene Ontology annotation, cellular component: dendrite; cytoplasmic vesicle; mitochondrion. Lineage: Eukaryota; Metazoa; Chordata; Mammalia; Chiroptera; Mormoopidae. Gene Ontology annotation, biological process: anterograde axonal transport of mitochondrion; neurogenesis; vesicle transport along microtubule. The transcript is spliced from 16 exons. The record is from RefSeq and is a predicted model, not a curated record. Gene Ontology annotation, molecular function: GABA receptor binding; myosin binding.
CUUUUGCUCUUCCCCAGAUGCGCGGGGACUGCCAUUGACCCGGUGUCGCUGUAGAACUGAAGUCGCCGUGUAAUGAUGUUGUGAAGUCGCUCGCGCGUCCCAGCCACGCCCGGGCGGUUCCAGGCGGUGGCAGCCGCCCGGCUGCAACUCUGAGGCUGCUGCCGCUUUAGAAGCUUCUCCUUGAGGGAACGGGGGCGGAGGACUCCGGGCCAUUCCUGUUAUGACUGUCCAAGGUAUGAUAAUGACCUGAGAGCACUCGUGGCUGCAGAUGUCAUUUGUCACAUCAGAAAAAAAAUCUGUUUAAAAGAAAAUAUCUAUACAACCAGAUCCAUUUUUUUAUUGAAUGGCUUGAUGGAUUUCCUUUACUCUAAUUCAUACCAAAGCUGUCCUUCUCAACCAAAGCAAGAAAGGAUCCUGCAUGAAUCAAUCCCAGAAUGCCAUUUUUACAUCACCAGCGGGUGAAGAAAACCUCAUGAAUAGCAAUCACAGAGACUCAGAGAGCAUCACUGAUGUCUGCUCCAAUGAAGAUCUCCCUGAAGUUGAGCUGGUGAGUCUGCUAGAAGAACAACUACCCCAGUAUAGACUAAAAGUUGACUCUCUCUUUCUAUACGAAAAUCAAGACUGGGCUCAGUCCUCACACCAGCAGCAGCAUGCAUCUGGUGCCCUCUCUCCAGUCCUUGCCGAAGAGACUUUCCGUUAUAUGAUUCUAGGCACAGACAGGGUAGAGCAGAUGACCAGAACUUACAAUGACAUCGACAUGGUUACACAUCUCCUGGCAGAGAGGGAUCGUGACCUGGAGCUAGCUGCUCGAAUUGGACAAGCUCUCUUAAAGCGGAACCAUGUCUUGUCUGAGCAGAAUGAAGCCCUGGAGGAGCAGCUAGGACAAGCUUUUGAUCAAGUUAAUCAACUGCAGCAUGAGCUAUCCAAGAAAGAUGAGUUACUUCGAAUUGUCUCCAUUGCUUCUGAAGAGAGUGAAACUGAUUCCAGCUGUUCUACACCUCUUCGGUUCAAUGAGUCCUUUAGCUUAUCUCAAGGCUUGCUGCAGCUGGACAUGCUGCAAGAAAAGCUCAAGGAACUGGAAGAAGAGAAUAUGGCUCUUCGAUCCAAGGCUUGUCACAUAAAGACAGAAACUAUUACCUAUGAAGAGAAAGAACAACAGCUUGUCAAUGACUGUGUUAAAGAACUUCGUGAAACAAAUGCUCAGAUGUCCAAAAUGACUGAAGAAUUGUCUGGGAAGAGUGAUGAACUGAUUCGAUACCAAGAAGAGAUCUCCAAUCUUUUGUCUCAGAUAGUAGAUCUUCAGCACAAACUUAAAGAACAUGUGAUUGAGAAGGAAGAACUGAGACUUCACCUACAAGCUUCCAAAGAUGCCCAAAAGCAACUGACAAUGGAGCUGCAUGAGUUACAAGACAGGAAUAUGGAGUGCCUAGGAAUGUUACAUGAAUCCCAAGAAGAAAUAAAGGAACUUCGUAGUAGAUCUGGCCCUGCUGCUCAUCUCUACUUCUCCCAAUCAUGUGGAGCAUUUUCUGGGGAAUCUCUGGCAUCUGAGAUUGAGGGGACCAUGCGUAAAAAAUUGAGUUUGGAUGAGGAAUCUUCUCUCUGUAAACAAAAAGCCCAGCAGAAGCGGGUAUUUGAUACUGUCAGGAUUGCCAAUGACACACGGGGCCGCUCUGUCCCAUUCCCAGCUCUGCUAGCCAUUCCAGGCUCCAACCGUUCAAGUGUCAUCAUGACAGCAAAACCUUUUGAGUCUGGUUUACAACAAACAGAGGACAAAACCCUCCUGAGCCAGCGGAGCAACUUGGAGGAGGGUCCAGGGAACGUUCAGAAGGUGGGUCAACCAGAACCCUCUGGAGAUAGUGAGUUGGCUACAGCACUGCAUCGCCUUAGUCUGCGGCGACAGAACUAUUUAAGUGAGAAGCAGUUCUUUGCUGAAGAAUGGGAGCGGAAGAUCCAGGUUCUGGCUGACCAGAAAGACGGGGUUAGUGGCCGUGGCACCCCCACGGAGAGCCUUGCCUCUCUCUGCACUGACCGGUCGGAGAUCACAGACUUCAGCAGUGCCAGCUGCCUUCGGUGUUUUAUGCCUGAAAAAUUACAAAUCGUCAAACCCCUUGAAGGAUCACAAACUCUGCACCACUGGCAGCAGCUUGCUCAACCAAAUUUAGGAACCAUUCUUGACCCACGACCAGGUGUUAUCACUAAAGGCUUUACCCAGUUGCCCAAGGAUGCCAUUUAUCACCUCUCAGACUUAGAAGAGGAUGAAGAGGAAGGUAUCACUUUUCAGGUUCAGCAACCUUUCCAAGUAGAACAGAAGCCUCCAGAUCCCAAGCCGGUAACAGGAAUCUUUCUACCACCCAUUACUUCAAUAGGUGGGCCAGCUACAGUUGCAACCUCAAACCCAGGAAAGUGUAUGUCAUGCACAAACUUGACAUUCACCUUCACCACCUGUAGGAUAUUACAUCCCUCUGAUAUCACUCAGGUUACCCCCAGCUCUGGGUUCCCUUCAUUAUCCUGUGGAAGUAGCAGUAGCAGUUCAUCAAACACUGCGGUAAAUUCUCCUGCUAUGUCCUAUAGACUGAGCAUUGGUGAAUCAAUCACCAACCGACGAGACUCCACUGUAACCUGCAGUAGCACCAUGAGCUUGGCCAAACUUCUACAGGAGCGAGGCAUCUCUGCUAAAGUGUACCACAGCCCAGUCUCAGAGAACUCGCUCCUUCAGCCUCUGCCUAAAGACCUGGCUAUCCCUUCCACACCCCCAAAUUCACCAUCUCACUCACCUUGCCCUUCUCCUUUGCCCUUUGAGCCUCGAGUACAUCUCUCUGAAAAUUUUUUGGCCUCCCGACCGGCUGAAACAUUCCUCCAGGAGAUGUAUGGCUUGAGACCUUCCCAGAACCCUCCUGAUGUGUGCCAAUUGAAGAUGAACUUAGUAGAGAGGCUGAAGAGACUGGGGAUAGCCAGAGCAAUCAAGACCCCUGAUGCCCAGGAAAAUGGAAGAAGCCAAGAGGCAGAACUUGGUCUUCAGACACCAGACUCUACUGUUUAUUUAAAUUCAGGUAGUAAUUUAUUGAGUGGAUUGAGGAGGAAUCAGAGUCUUCCAAUCAUGAUGGGUAGCUUUGGCCCCUCAAUUUGCACAUCCUCAUCCAAAAUGGAUAUCUUGAAGGAGGACUGAGGUUCAGCAGUUAACUGACCUGCUAUAUAAAUUAGCACACGAAGGAUAGAUUUGCACUGAUAAAGGUAGUCUGGUCUGAUGGAGAGAAAAGGAAUGUUGCAAAUGGGUUGUGAAUGUGGGAAGAGGAAAGUGAGAGAUCGGAAACAAUUGAGAUUAGGUCUUAAGGAAUGAGGUCUAAUAAAUUAAAAGUAUAAAUGAAUGGGUCGUGAGUGUUUGGAGACAGAAAAGGAAAAAAAGAUUUAAUACACUCCUUCGGUUGGGUGUUCUUGUCUUGAAAAUAAAAAGUGAUGAGAAAAUAAAUUCAGUGAUAUUGAAGUAUGCCAGGAAUACUUAAUUCGCUAGCACAUUGCCUUUUUGGUAAGCGUAAGCAGAGAACACCCAGGUUAGAGGAGGUGGGAAGAGAAAAGGAGCAACUUUGUUGCCUAGAGAAAGCCAUUCUGGAAGUCUGUUACUGAGACAAGAGUGAGGUGGCUUUUAUGUUUUCCCUUGUUGAUGUCUGGCUAAAUUACACUUCCAUCAAAUGGCAAACUCACAGCUUUAGCAAUCGAGGAAUUUUGCUUUUUUCAUAAGAUCAGUGUAGUGGAGACUCUCUUUUUGCUUUCUAUUUUCAGGUCUUUGAAUCUCUGGGAGCCCAAGCACCACCCAAAUUCCUUUUGUAUUUGUGAUUAACAAAAGUUCAUUUUUUAAAUUUGUAUUUUUAUACAACAUCCUAAAACACAAUGUGUGUGGAGGUUGGAAGGGUUUGUUUUAAGAAGGAAAUGUGGGUAAAUUGGAAUCAGAGAAACUUGUUUUCAGAAUAUUGCUUCUGGAUAAGUUUAGUGGCCAAGGAGUAUGAACAUAAUUGAAUUUCCUUGGAAUUUGGAUGGGAUUAAAUCAGAAGUACAAUCAGUAGGAAUUAGAGAAUGUUGUAUAUGUAUGUAUGUAUGUACAUUUUUUAAUAAGGAAAGUUGGUUGCAGCUAAGCUUUUUUGAAAGUGUUCUAUGCAUAUUUUUAAUGAAAGAUGACAUGUAUUUGCACAAAAAUUCUCAGGCACAUUAAAUUAUUUAUUUAAACUGAAGUAAAAAACCCAGGUGCUUGCUUUGAGACUAGUUUUUUAAAUGUAAAAUAAAAUUAAAACACAUCUGCCUUUUUCUAGAUAUCUGUGAAUUUACAGAAUGAACUUUUUAAUGGGAGAGUCAAAGCUCUUGCUUUUUUCUCUGGUUCUUUUUGUUUGUUUUUUUU